Messenger RNA from Paramecium sonneborni, 2466 nucleotides. The record is from the annotation of a GenBank genome assembly. Lineage: Eukaryota; Ciliophora; Oligohymenophorea; Peniculida; Parameciidae.
AUGGAUUUACAAAAAUUAUCUGAGUAUUUAAAAAAAUAAACUGCUGUCCUCUAAUAUAUCUAUGAUAAUUCUGUCGAAAUCAAAGAAAUUACAAAGUUUAACUUGGGGUAAAGUAAUCCCACUUACUUAGUCUCUUUAAUGUAAUUAUUAUCUUUUAUAUGAAUAAAGAAAUUCUGAUAAAAAGUUAGUUCUGAGAAAGAAACCAGAUGGAUAAUUACUUCCAGGAGUAAUAUAUUUCUUAAUUUUUUAGGCCCAUAUGAUAGAGAGAGAAUAUGAAAUAACCUCUAAAUUAUCUUCUGUCUCUUUUCCUGUUGCUAAACCACUCUGCUUUUGCAAUGAUUCUAACAUAAUUGGAACUCCAUUCUAUAUUAUGGAAUAUGUAGAAGGUAGAAUAUUCAAGGAUAUUCAAUUAAAAGAAUUAAGUAGUUAAGAAAAAUAAGAAAUCCUAAAUGAAUAAGCUAGAGUUUUAGCAUUAUUACAUUCUAUUGACAUAUAUAAAUUAAAACUAGAUCAUUUAGGAAAGCCCGAGAAUUAUUAUUAACGCUAGAUUUCUACAUGGAGUAGAUAAUAUAAAUUAGCAGAAACUAAUAAUAUUUAAAGUAUGGAAAAUCUUCUAUAUUGGCUUCCAUUAAAUAUUCCUGAAAAAGAUGAAAAUGAUAUAGUUUGUUUAUGUCAUGGAGAUUAUGCCUUAAAUAAUAUGAUAUUCCAUCCAACUAAACCAUAGAUCUUAGCUGUAAUAGAUUGGGAAUUAGCUACAAUAGGUUAAUCGUAUGCAGAUAUUUCUUAUAUGACUUAGUUCUAUUUCACUAGCUAAUUUGAAAGCACAGCCCAUAAAGGAGGUGUUAAAGGAAUCUAUCAAUAUAUUGGAAUGCCAGAGUAUUAAGAUUUAAUAAAUGUUUAUUUCAAAUCUAGAAACAUUAAUAAAUCUAUUGAUUUAAGAUAUUAUACUGCAUUUUCAAUGUUUAGGUUAUCAUCAAUAGCAUAAGGAGUUUAUAAAAGAGCUUUAUAAGGAAAUGCAUCUUAAAAAGAGUAAGGAUUAGAGUUACUAAAAUUAUGUUAAUAAUUAUCUUAUGAUGCUUGGGAUUUGGUUAAUUAAUUAACUAAUGAUGAUCCUUUUGAUUUGAAAGAUUUGAUUAAAAAUGAUAUACCAAGAUGGGGAAGUUGGCCUAUUUCUGAUAGAGCUAAACAUAUUUAUUAUAGAGUUAGAAACUUUUUAAAAACAGAAUUCUUUCCUUACGAAAAAUAAUUAAUACAUGAAGCUGAAUCUAGACCACCUGAAAGGAGAUGGAAACCAUUAGAAAAACUCCAUGAAAUUAAACUAAAAGCUAGAGAAUUGGGUUUAUGGAAUUUAUUUUGUACUUAUCCAGUAGCAGGAAAAGGUUUAACUAAUUUAGAAUAUAGUUUUAUUUGUGAAUUAAUGGGAACUAGUUAUUUUGCUCCUGAAGUGUUUAAUUGUUCAGCACCUGAUACUGGUAAUAUGGAAUUAUUGAUUCUAUAUGCAAAUAAAGAGUAAAAAAUCAAAUAUUUAUUACCAUUACUAAAGGGAGAAAUUAGAUCAUGUUUUGCUAUGACAGAACCAUAAGUAGCUUCAUCUGAUGCUACGAAUAUAUAAACAUCAAUUAUUAAAACUUAGGAUGGAUAUAAAAUAAAUGGUAAGAAAUGGUAUAUAUCUGGUGCUGGAGAUGAAAGAUGCAAAUUUGCUAUUGUAAUGGGCAAAACAUCUUAAAAUACUUCUAAUCCUCAUUAGUAAUAAUCCAUGAUAAUUGUUGAUUUACCUCAUCCAAAUGUAAAAAUUACUAGACCUAUGAAUGUUUUCUUUUCUGAUGAGGCUCCUCAUGGUCAUAUGGAAAUGAUAUUUGAUAAUGUAGAAGUACCUAAAUCCAAUCUUAUAUGGUAAGAAGGCAAAGGAUUUUAAAUGGCUUAGGGAAGAUUAGGUGGUGGAAGAUUACAUCAUUGUAUGAGACUUAUAGGAAUCACUCAAAGAGUAUUAGAUUUAAUGAUGCAAAGAGGAGAAAGAAGAAUUAUAUUCAAAUAAAAAAUGAAAGAUGUUGGAUCUUUCUAGUAAAAAUUAGGAGAAUUAGAAACUUAAUUAUCAGCAUGCAGAUUAGUUGUAUUAAAUGCAGCUAUGUAAAUUGAUAUCUUAGGUAACAAAAGUAGAUACAUUUUUAAAAUUUUAAGUGAAUGCAAAGCUUUUGUUCCUAAAGUUACAUAAAAUAUUAUAGAUGAAGUUAUAUAAAUAUUUGGUGCUGAAGGAGUAAGUUAAGAUUAAAUUUUAUCAAUGGCAUUCAUUCAAGCUAGAACUUUAAGAAUAGCAGAUGGACCAGAUGAAGUUCAUUAUAGAUAAGUAGCUAGAUUAGCUUAUUCUUUAUAAUCAAAGAAUGAAUUGCUGUAAGCUGAAGGUUAUGGCUUACCUACCUUAUCUAAAUUAUGAUAAUCGUUAGAAACUGAAUAAUAAAUAAACAUAAA